Molecule: messenger RNA, 1827 nt
Organism: Rhizophagus irregularis DAOM 181602=DAOM 197198
Lineage: Eukaryota; Fungi; Glomeromycota; Glomeromycetes; Glomerales; Glomeraceae
Cellular component (GO): nucleus
Molecular function (GO): histone deacetylase activity, NAD-dependent; NAD+ binding
Source: RefSeq, a predicted model, not a curated record
CUUAAUGCCGUUAAUGCUGGCCAGAAUUAAGUAUUGUGUAAAUAGGAUUAUUAAAACACGAUUUAUUUGGAAUUCAUUUCUGACAAGACUUAAAGGUUCGCUUUGAAAAUCACGCUCAGAAAAUCAUUAUAGUUCUCCAAAUCAAAUAAAUUAAUACUUGCUGUGAAACUCUACUUAACUUUAUUACUCUUUACUUAACGUUAUUAUGACGACAAAUCAAAAAACUCUAUUAGAUAACAGUGGUAGAUCUAAUAUAGAUGGAGAUUCCAAGGGUAAUAAAAAGAAAAUAUUAGAUCCUCCUACUAUUGAGUCUGUUGCCCAACUUAUCAAAACUGGAAAAGCGAAACGAAUUAUUGUAAUGGCUGGUGCCGGUAUUUCUACAGCCGCCGGUAUACCAGAUUUUCGUACACCUGGUACUGGUCUUUAUGACAAUCUUCAAAAAUAUAAUUUACCAUAUCCGGAGGCAAUCUUUGAUAUGACUUAUUUCAAAGAAAACCCGGAACCUUUUUUUUCAUUGGCAAAAGAAUUGUUUCCUGGCAAUUUCAUGCCUACUUUGACACAUUAUUUUUUAACACUUUUAUACCGUAAAAACAUUUUAUUACGUUGUUUUACACAAAACAUUGAUACAUUAGAAAGACUUGCAGGGUUACCAGAUGAGAUGAUUGUAGAAGCUCAUGGAUCCUUUGCUAAGUCAAAAUGUUUAAAAUGUAAAAAAUUUGCCGAUGCUGCAUGGAUGAAGGAGGUGGUUAAUAAGGGUGAAGUACCUAUUUGCACUUCAUGCAGAGUUGGUAUUGUUAAGCCUUGUAUCACUUUUUUUGGUGAAGCAAUGCCUAGUAAGUUUUUCCUAAGACUUGGCGAUUUCCAAGUUUGUGAUCUGCUUAUUGUUAUUGGAACUUCUUUACAAGUUCAACCUUUCGCUAGUUUAGUUGAUUCUGUCGGAGAAAAAGUUCCACGUUUAUUAAUUAAUCUUGAGAAAGUCGGAGAUAUUGAAUUAUCAGAUAUGGGAUUUGAUUUUGAAGGUAGACAUCAAAAUUAUAUGAGAGAUGCUUUUUAUAAAGGAACUUGUGAUGAAGGAGUAAGAAAAUUAGCAGAAUUAUGUGGAUUUAAGGAUGAAUUGCUAAAAGUUUACGAGGAAGGACAAGAAUCACUUAUAAAAGAGUUUGGUAAAAUUCCUACUUCAGUCGAAAUUGCCACCAAAGUUGAAAAGAAAAUUAAAGCUGAGCUAGAACUGACCGUAGAUGAAAUCGAUCAGUUAGCUAAAAUAUUUGAAGAAAAAAUUAAAAUUAAAUCUGAAAUUUCUGAAGAAGUUGAUCAAAUGUUAAAAGAAUUUGACGAGUUAAAAGAAAAAAAGUCUAAGGAUAAAGAAUUAUUAAAGGAAAAAGGAAAUGAAAACAAGUCUAAUGAUAAAGAUGAUAAAGAUGAUAAAGAAUUAUUAAAUGUAAAAGAAGAUAUUACCAAAUCGGAUAAGAAGGAAGAGGAGAAGGGGGAGAAGGAAGAGCUAAAGGACACAAACUUCGUUAUGAUUUGAAAAUAACGUUAUAAUUCAUUAUCGGUAUAUCGAAUAUUGGUAUAUCUAAUAUUGUAUAUCGAUAUUAGUAUAUCGAGGUCAGAGUGUAUAUGUCAUCAGUAAAUACUUAAUAUUUUAUUAUUUGGCAAUUUCUUUUUUUUAGAAUUUUUUCAUCAUUUUAAAUUUUACAAUCUUUUCAUUAUUUUCAUAUUUUUUUUCAACUUGCCAUCUUUAAUUUAUUUUAAUUCAAUUGUAAUUAAGACCAAUGACUUAUCAUUUGAAUUCUUUGUCAUUUCAUCAUUUGGCUAAACACUGAUUUA